AUGUAUGGAAGUGACGAUUUGUUCGAGUUUUUGCACAGAAAAUGGGAAAUCGAAGUCUAUCAGACAGAACGCGAGCGAAUUUGGAUUGCUAUGGGAGCCAGUAAGAAGAAGGAACAUAUUCACAGAAUUUUCGACGACCUAUUUUUCAACAGCGCUCCGAGCGACUUGCGACCAAUGUGUGCUGGUUACGUCAGAAUUUUCGACGACCUAUUUUUCAACAGCGCUCCGAGCGACUUGCGACCAAUGUGUGCUGGUUACGUCAGCUACAACCAUCCCCUGAAUCACUUCACUUCUUACGUGCUGGAGAAUCUCGAUCGGAUCACAAAAGCUGUUCUUGCUGACAGGAUCCCAAUAGAUCUUUUAUUUCAAACGUUUGCUCGUGGUAUAGUGAAAGUGGAGGAUAUACCUACGUUCAACAUGGUUGUCGAACGUUUCGCACAAGACGUACCACCGAAGUUGGCAGCCAUGAUGAGCGCCAGAAUUCGUUCGGUGAGUGUGUGGAUGAAAACCCACGGAGACAGCGUGAUCAACAAUGCCACCGUUAUCAUGGGCCAGGUAAGAAGGUCGUCGUCGAAACCUGUCCCAGAUAUGGGACUGAGGGCGGUGAAUGGGUCAGUUCACCAGCUGCUAAUUGUGGGUAGUAGACGCGUUGGGCACUGGCACUGA
Messenger RNA from Cooperia oncophora, 666 nucleotides. The record is from the annotation of a GenBank genome assembly. NCBI's taxonomy places the organism in Eukaryota, Metazoa, Nematoda, Chromadorea, Rhabditida, Trichostrongylidae.